GACGCUUCACGAUAAGUCGCGCUACGUCAUACACUAUCGCAAUUUGCAGCAAUGUGUACCUCAUGGGUUGCGCGUAUACUUAAGAUUCAUCGCGUUUUACGAUUAGCGCAAUCGCCGUGGCUGCGCGGAUACAUCGAAUUGAAUACGAUGUUUAGAGUCCGUGCGAACAACAAAUUCGAGAGAACUAUGUACAAGCUUAUGAACAACGCGGUGUACGGGAAGACCGUGGAAAACGUGCGCGAGCACGUUGACGUGCGUCUUGUGACGCGUUGGGAUGGAAGGUAUGGAGCGGAAGCGCUAAUUGCUAGGCCGAAUUUUCACAGUAGAAGCGUUUUCUCCGAAGAUCUGAUGGCCGUCGAGUUACGGAAACUCGAGGUGAUGCUCAACAAACCGAUAUACGUUGGUAUGUCCAUCCUGGAGAUAGCGAAAACGCGAUUGUACGAGUUUCACUACGAAUACAUGGUACCGUUAUAUCGCGGUCUUUGUAACAUAAUGUACACGGACACGGACAGUCUGAUCUAUUUUGUCGCAUGCGACGACAUUUACGAGGAUAUGAAACGCUCCAUCGAAAGAUUCGACACGAGCAACUACGCCGAGAACAACGCGUACGGUAUGCCGCGCGCGAACAGGAGCGUUCCGGGUCUGAUGAAGGAUGAGAAUCGUGGCGCGAUUAUGGUAGAAUUCGUAGGGUUGAGAGCGAAGAUGUAUGCCGCGAGGGUGCUCGGACAGAGCGACACGAAAAAGGUGAAGGGUGUAAAGAGAAACGUAGUCAAGAGAACGAUAACGUUCGACGAUUUCACGCGAACGUUGCGCGAUAUGACGGAGCAAUCGAGAUCGCAAUACUGUGUGCGUUCGCGACUGCACGAGGUGUAUACCGUGUCCGAAACGAAACUGGCUCUCAGUCCUCACGACGACAAGCGAUACGUCGUGCCCGAAUCGUGUAACACGUUGCCGUGGGGACAUUACAGAGUGCCGCAACAAGAAUAAUACUACAUGUAAACACCU
This is a messenger RNA of Vollenhovia emeryi, 1005 nucleotides long. RefSeq lists its product as uncharacterized. Lineage: Eukaryota; Metazoa; Arthropoda; Insecta; Hymenoptera; Formicidae. The transcript has a single exon. The record is from RefSeq and is a predicted model, not a curated record. The coding region runs from base 52 to 987 and encodes 311 amino acids.